Alternaria arborescens is the source of this 789-nucleotide messenger RNA. RefSeq lists its product as hypothetical. NCBI's taxonomy places the organism in Eukaryota, Fungi, Ascomycota, Dothideomycetes, Pleosporales, Pleosporaceae. The transcript has a single exon. The coding region runs from base 1 to 789 and encodes 262 amino acids. The record is from RefSeq and is a predicted model, not a curated record.
AUGGUGUCAGCUGCAUCUACCAUAAACGCAACCCGCCUGUCCCUGGAAGAGGUCUUGCAAGUACUCCUGGUCUGCUUCCACGCCGCCGCCGAUACUGCCCCAAAGGCCAUCCCCGCAUACGCGAUCGAGUUUCACGAUCCUUCGGUCCCAGUCCCGAUCUGGAAGAUUUGGUCGAUAGAAGACCUAGUGUUCGCCCCGCCUGACCCCGAAGACCUCAGCCGUUGCACCUUCCUGCCACUGUGGUUGAACGACGCACUCUCGCGCUUUAACAUGUGCGACUGGUUCAGUCUUGUUCUAGAGGAGGAAGUGAACAGAGUGGUCAGGAAGCUAUUCAACGGACGUGCCCAGUGGUUGACAUAUUGGCCAAAGAUCGACCGCAUCUUGACGUGGCGCAGUAAUCCGAAUCAGCCUAUGGUGCUAAUGCACUCCGUGCUGUACGUCGAGAUGGGCGAUGGCAGACAGAUGAUCAUGGAUGGCACCUUGAGGCAAUAUCUUUGGGAAUCAUCGACUUGGCUUCAAACAUGCCAAGAGUGGUAUGUUGGACGCGUGGACUGGCGUCGUGGUUGGUUUUUUCCUUCGCAGAAGAUUAGAUGCUCGGCGGAGUAUGAAGCAGCACGUGCAGCAGGCGGAUACUGGGCCUUUGCCUUCGCGACAUUGACACAGUUGUUCGGCGACCUGGACUGGGAGGAGUUGAGGGGUUUGGGACCAGUCGAGCGACUCGAGCGCGUUAAGAGAAUGACUGAAGGAAAGCUCGCUGGAUUCCACGGAUGGGCCCCCAAGUUUGAAUGA